AUGUGGCCCAAUGACAAAGUUCUAAGUUUCAUUGAAGAUUACCAUGCAUUUAGCUGCCUUUGGGAUGUUACCUCUGCAGAAUACAAAAACCGGGACAAAAAAAAAUUAGCGCUUCAAUCACUGGCCACUAAGCACGAGGCAACAGUGGCAGAUAUUGAAAAGAAAAUACAUAAUUUAAAAACUUCUUUUAACCGAGAGCGAAAAAAAAUAAAACAGUGUAGUGGGGCCUCUCCUAAGAAGUCUACAUGGUUUGCAUAUGAAUAUUUGCUAUUCUUACUACCAUUUAAUGAGUCUAGAGGCAGCCGUAACACAGAUUUGGAGGAAGCAAUCCCAAAGAGUGGAAACAAUGAAUUUGAGGACACCUCACAGACUGUCAACACUGAGGACCAAAUAGCCACUGAGGACCAAGCAGACACUUCUAUUAACGAAAUUGCACAAGAGGACCAUGGCCAAUCAUUCCAAACACCAAGAAAUCCUCCUAAACGUGCCCGGAAGAGUGAAGACUCCCCUGUCAAUGAAGCUGUAAACUGCCUGAAAUCUCUCACACAUAUUGUUUCUGGAAAAGAUGAGAAUUCAGCAUUCGGGGAUUUCGUCGCAAAUAAAAUGAAAACCUGUAAGAGGCCCCGGGUGGAGAUUUCUUUAGCUCAGCGUUAUAUUAAUGAUAUAUUAUUUCGAUUGGACAUGGGACUGCUAUCUGCUGAUAUUCAAUCUAUGUACAAGUCACAUACAUAUCCCACCUCUAUCCCAUCACAUUCCCCCUUGCCACACUCUCCACAUUUCAGUGGUCAUUCAUCUCCUAUUCAACCUUGUUCACCAGUUCCUACAGUUUCUGCAUCACCUGUUCCACCUCAACAAUCACAUUUCAGUGGUCAUUCAUCUCCUAUUCAACCUUGCUCACCAGUUCCUACAGUUUCUGCAUCACCUGUUCCACCUCAACAAUCACAGUCACUAGCUGGAACACUCAAUAACCCCUUCGAUUUCUUGGAAUUGUAGUAUGGACAAUAAUCAAAAGUUUAAUAGGUAAUUACUAUAAUAAUGACAGAAAAAUAUCAUUUCCUUUAUGAAGAUCAAUGUUAGCAAAUAAGUCUGUGGUUUAUUUCAUUAAACAGGAAUGUACUGUAUUUUAUCAUGCAGUUGAUAUUUAAAGAAUUUUCAAAUUUGAUUUCCUUAUUUUCAUGUGUUUAUCACUAUGUUUUAGGAGUAUAUUUCCCAUAUAUUUUUUUUUAUUAUGUUAUUAUUAGCGUACAUUUUCUUACUGUACACGAACAAGGAAUCUGAAUAUCUUAAUUUGUUUGAAAGCACAGCACUAAUAAAAUUUAAAGUCAAAAUUCGUUGUAUAUACAUACCUUCACAUAUUGUUUCAGUGCUGAAAUA
Molecule: messenger RNA, 1374 nt
Organism: Penaeus indicus
Lineage: Eukaryota; Metazoa; Arthropoda; Malacostraca; Decapoda; Penaeidae
Exons: 2
Coding region: 1-993 (330 amino acids)
Source: RefSeq, a predicted model, not a curated record